UGCCAUCUCGGCAGAGUGACAAAACUGACCUCUAUCUCCAAUUUGGCUCCGCGUGUUUGAAGGAAGAACAGUCCCAAAAUUAAAGCAUGUGUAUCUUGAGAUGAAGAGUAAGUCGUAAAUGAACAUGAUUACUUUUGUAUGCAUUGCGGACCUGUGGAAAUGACAGUGCAGUAGACCGCUGGAUUGUUUUCAGUUCACCCACGUGGGAGCUAGACCAACAUGGCAGCCGAAUUAUGUGGCAAUUCUUGAACUCCAAACGGAAUUCGAAGUUAAUUUCGAAGUUGUCAUUAUGGGGAAAGACAAGAAGGGUAAAAAACGUUCGACCGGCUUGACAGAAGAUAUCCUUGAAUCAAAAAGUGUUAGACCUUCAGGAAGAACGAAACAACGAAAGGAUAGACAGGGAGAAUCGGAAGACACGUUUGUUGAAGAAAAGCUAUCAAGAAAAAUUCUAGAACAGGCAAGAAAGCAACAAGAUGAAUUGGAAGCAGAGUUUGGUGUGGCUUCUGGCUCAAACAAAUCAUUAAAGACAGCACAAACACGUCUAGGUCCACCUGAGUUACAAAAUUUGGAUGCAGACGAGUUGGAAUCAGAUGAAGAUGAUGCAGCAUCAGUUGCUAGUGAACAGUUCUAUGAAAACAUUGAAGUUGAUGAAGAAGAUGAACAAGCAUUUGAAGUAUUUAUGUCAAAAGAUACACCAGCUAGGAGAACUCUGGCUGAUGUGAUCAUGGAAAAAAUUCGAGACAAGAAGACAGAAAUAGAAAGUCAAAUGUCAGAAAGAUCCACAGCUCCACAGAUGGAUGAGCGGCUUGUUGAAGUUUUCAGAGGUGUUGGACAAAUCUUGGCUAAAUACCGAUCUGGGAAGUUGCCAAAGGCUUUUAAAGUUAUUCCAUCUCUCUCGAAUUGGGAGGAGGUGCUGUAUAUAACAGAACCAGAGAGGUGGACUGCAGCAGCCAUGUUUCAAGCAACAAGGACAUUUGUGUCAAAUCUCAAUGUUAAGAUGGCUCAGAGAUUCUUCAACUUAGUGUUAUUACCAAGAGUGAGAGAUGACAUUACAGAGUACAAACGACUCAACUACCAUUUGUACAUGGCUUUAAAUAAAGCAUUAUUCAAACCUGCUGCUUUCUUCAAAGGAAUUUUAUUACCCCUGUGUGAGUCACGAACAUGUACCUUGCGUGAGGCAAUCAUCAUAGGAAGUUUGAUCUCCAAGACUAGUAUACCAGUUUUACACUCCAGUGCUGCUAUGUUGAAAAUUGCUGAAAUGGAUUAUUCAGGUGCAAACAGUAUUUUUUUGCGACACUUUUUUGACAAGAAAUACGCGUUACCCUACAGAGUGAUUGAUGCUGUCGUUUAUCACUUUUUACGGUUCUUAUCUGAUAAGCGUAUUCUUCCAGUCCUGUGGCAUCAAAGUUUAUUGACAUUUGUUCAGAGGUAUAAAGAGGAUGUAUCCAGUGAACAGAAAGACGCGUUGAUGGAAUUAUGUAGAGCGCAAGUCCAUGAUCAGAUUACCCCUGAAGUUCGUCGAGAGUUGAGCCACUCCAAGUCAAGGGAUGCAGAAAUAGAGCCCAUGGAUGUUUAAAAGACAUUUCUUCUCUACAUUAAUUGUUUACUCCUUAGCUGCAGAACCAAUUCGAAUUUCCAGAAAUGGAACUACCGUCGAACAGACUGCCCAGAGCACAUGAUUAUCCAAAAAACUGGAAUUAACCCCAAGGGUUUUGUUAUGGCGCAGAACGCUUGACAUUUAAAAAAGCCAAAGUGGUUGUUAGCAACAAUUUGUGCUGCAAAAAUGGGUCAUCGUACAUUUUAUCUCUUUCUUAAAUGUUUAUGCAAACUAUUGGUUUUGCAGCGAAUAAGUGAUGAUAAAACGGAUCUUUGCCGGAAUUGUCUCGACCAUGUGGGUAUAACAAGUCUACGAGGGUCUACGAAAUCGCUGUUUUCGUGCAUCUUUGGAAUUUCGUUAACUCUCCAACUUUUGUGAUCAAUUCAAAAAGGAGAUACGAAUACUUGUACGUGAGAAUGUUUCUAGCUUACCUAUGGAACGAUUCAAAAGAGAGUUUGCCAAUUUCACGACCUGCAAAUAGCUCUUUUGCAACCAACGAAUAACUACAGGUCACAGACUGAGAGCUUUGAAGUUAGAUGAUACUUUGAAAAUCCGUCCAAAGAUAAACGAACUCAGAUUGCCUCUUUGAGUUAGUUUUUUUCUAUUAAAAAAAGUAACUCUAUGUUAGUGUGUAGAGUGGUAUGUUGCCCGCACCGAUCAGAUCGCCGCAUUUGGGUAUGUAUCUCGCACCAAUCAGAUUGCCGCAUUAGGGUGUGUAUCUUGCACCAAUCAUAUCACAGCAUUCACAUCACACACAGGGCAAAGUCCAGAUAGGCAAUAACCAAUCAAGGAGCACUCUUUGAAAUAUUAUUCUUUCUCGUGUGCAAUGUAUCUUCACUUGAGAUCGCAAUAUAUCUUUGGUUGGGGGUCUAUUAGAGAUGCAACAGAGUUUUAGUUGCUUUUCGUGGUAAAAUUACUUGGAAUUAUACUUUUAAAGCAACUUAUUGUUGACAAAUAAUUUUGAUAUGCUCUCUGUUAGAGGAACAGGAGUAAGCGUAGUCCCUUUCGCAACCGUUAUUUGGUCUCAAAACUCCACGCGAGCUCUCUCCAACGGUGAAUAUUAGACUCUUAAUACAAUUCGUCUCGGGAUACAUCUGGACUCUUGGGAAAACAAAACUGUUUCCCACGCGACCAUACAUUAAGUGCUUUGUUAUGUAUUUAAAAUUUUCCUUAAACAAUCAUAUGGCGAAAACAUACUGUUGUAUUCGGCGCGCGGGCAACAUCUGCGCAAUCGUAUCCCAAUCACGACACAUUUGAAUUUGAUUAGGGCACAUGACCAAAAAUUAACCAAUCACAGUGCUCGUUUUGUUGAGUAAAAUUCUAGGUUUAUAACAAAUGGCAUUGUGUGAGGAGACCAAACAACAGCUGCGAGGGAAAGAACAUUAAGCGAGGCACCGAUGCGUUUGAUUUUUGCUCAGAAGUAUUAAGACAACAGACCACAAAAUACCUGUGUGAGUUCAGAUAAAUGUGGUUUUUUUUUAUUCUCUCAAGGUAAAGUAAUGCGAUAUUUUCGUCCGUUUGAAAGUUACACAAAGUGUUCCAUCUUCGCUCAACCAAAAAAAAUAACUCGGGCAUGCUUAUGUUUACUAGAUGUUACUUUACUAUAACAUGCAGGACUGGCAUCUUUAAAAUAAAAUAAAUACGGUGGCUUAAAUUC
This is a messenger RNA of Pocillopora damicornis (cauliflower coral), 3254 nucleotides long. Its product is annotated as bystin. Gene Ontology annotation, cellular component: preribosome, small subunit precursor; cytoplasm; nucleolus. Gene Ontology annotation, molecular function: snoRNA binding. The record is from RefSeq and is a predicted model, not a curated record. Lineage: Eukaryota; Metazoa; Cnidaria; Anthozoa; Scleractinia; Pocilloporidae. Gene Ontology annotation, biological process: rRNA processing.